CGCGCAGGCGCAGCGACAAUCGAAACUGACAGGCAACAUAGUGCAGUAUUCCCUCUGACCGUUCAGCGGAUUGAAGCCUCGCUUUCUCCCUCGCGCAUCCCGACAGAAGACAACCAGAACCAGUGGGAGCACGCGUUCACACCCCGACACUGUUUAAGACAUGAACACAAAACAUAUCACCGUGGGGAAUGACUUUGGGAACCCUUUACGAAAAUUCAAACUCGUCUUUCUUGGAGAGCAAAGCGUGGGGAAGACGUCUCUGAUCACGCGGUUCAUGUAUGACAGCUUUGACAACACGUAUCAGGCGACUAUUGGAAUUGACUUCCUGUCAAAAACCAUGUACUUGGAGGACCGAACGGUAAGCUCUUCAUGUGUAUCCGUCUCCCCUGCGCAGGUGCGGUUGCAGCUGUGGGACACCGCAGGCCAGGAGCGCUUCAGGAGCCUCAUCCCCAGCUACAUACGAGACUCCACCGUGGCUGUCGUGGUUUACGACAUCACAAAUGUGAACUCGUUCCAGCAGACCUCCAAAUGGAUCGACGACGUGCGGACGGAGAGGGGGAGUGACGUCAUCAUCAUGCUCGUGGGCAACAAGACAGACCUGGCAGACAAGAGGCAAAUCACGAUCGAGGAAGGCGAGCAGCGUGCCAAGGAGCUGAGCGUGAUGUUCAUUGAGACCAGCGCCAAGACGGGCUACAAUGUCAAACAGCUGUUUCGGCGUGUGGCUGCUGCUUUGCCAGGGAUGGACAGCAUGCAAGACAUGAGCAAAGAAGGCAUGAUUGACAUCAAGCUGGACAAACCACAGGAGCCACCAUCCACUGAGGGCGGCUGUUCCUGUUAAUAUCAAACUCCUGAUUGGGCAGCUUCAUUUACACCACAUGCUUGUUGUGUUGCUUCCUAUUGGUUAGCCUCCAGUUGAGUUUUCAAAUUGGAUAUUUGGCUUUCACAUCUGACUAUUGGUCAUUGGUUGGAACUAGUCUUGCAUCAAUUUCAGUUGUAAAAUAGUGUACUUUAUUAAUGAAAUUGCCAAAAACGUCUUAAAAAUUCAAAAAGAAGGUGAAAACGAAUGAAAAAAAGAGUUAAGAAACUCCAAACCUGUAUACAUUUUUGAAGAACUAGAAUGGUAGUUCCUUUUUUCUUUUGAUUUUGUAUUUUUGUAUACUUAAGGAAAAGCACUAAGACAAACAAGUACUCAACUUGCUAUAGAAUUAGCUGUGUGGGAGCAAGCAGUCCAGUAGAGGGCCAAGCAGACUAUACUGACUGAUUAUCUAAAGCAUGCAUGUGAGCAGUUAUUUUCAUUUAAUAUUCCUCAUUUUUUAAUCUAGGUGCUGUCUGCUGAUGUACACUGUUCGACUUUGCAAAGGCGUACUUACACCUGUGAUUUUAAACAUUAUGUCGAAAUAUCCAUUUGAUUUUAUGUUUUAAGUUUUAUGUUUGUUGUAUUGGUCAGUGAAAUCUUGCUUUAAAACCUGGAGACCAUUUUUCUUCAUUCUAUAUUUCGUUUUUUGAAGAAACCAUUUCUUUUCCAUUGCCAGCAACAUAUGUGCAUCUGUAAAUGUACGCUACCUAUGUAGACAACUUUAGAGUACAACUUGUAGAACUCUGUUGUCCAUAGACACACUGACAAGUGAUAGGGAGGGAUCUCUGUUUUUCUAAACAAAGAUUUACUCUUUAUUUGUUUCCACCGAUGUUUGGUACUUCACAAGUCACACCUGUUUUUUGCCUGGUCUCUUAUCUGUGAGCUGCCUUCUCUUCCCUUCCCUUCCCUUCCCUUCUCUUCUCUUCUCUUCUCUUCCCUUCUCUUCUCUUCUCUUUUCUUUUCUUUUCUUCCCUUCACUGCUGCUGCUGCUGCUGUGCUGUGCUGUAUCUGUGUCGCUGUGCGUGUUUGUUUCAUUAUUUUCUACCAGGCCCCCAGGAAGUGAGCUGUAAAGGCCAUGUUCACUCUUAGUCCCAGACACCUCAGCUGCCAGCUCAUUUACCCACACAGAACAAAGUAGGAUCAUUCUUACAACCCAGUAGUGUGUAGUAACUAUGAUCAGUUAAUCCUGAACUGGAGUUUUCUAAGAAAGGAUUUAUGUGCAGACAUUUAUGUGGAAGUGACAACAGGACCAUGGCAGUGUGCAUUUAUUUGUCAGAGUUUUUCCAUUUUCCAUUUCCGGCUAAAGAAACGAUACAGCGUAUGGCUGUUUUUUAUUGUCCAUCUAUUCUCAAGAGUCAGACUUCAGUUGGAGGCAGGAGAAUUGUGCAGCGUGAUAUUUGUCUGUAUGCUGUAUGGGUCUGUCAUGCAGAGGGGUCACAGCAUUCUGACAGCCUGAGGCACAGGUGACAUGAUAGACCAGUCAGCAGCAUCACCCCCUCCUGAUCUCAAAUGUACUUCUUGUGAAUCUCUUAAUGCACUUUUUUGUAAAUGAGAACAACUGAUGAGAAAAAAAAGACGAAACCAUACGUAUAAAUGUUCCAACAUAAAUGUGAAAAGUAUAGAGUUCUUGUAGUCUUACAUUCACCGUAGAAUUUUGAGCUGUGACAUUCUUACCUGUCUCUUAAGGAACAUAUCAAGGGUCCCUGUAAACCGAUUUGUGUGAUGACGUGCUUCAUAUUUCUGCCGUUGCCAGUGGACACUCCACCCUGUGUUGAGAAAAAAACAAACAAUAAAUAGCUAAUAGAUAUUGCCAUGAACUUAUUAGUUCCGUCUUCUCCUGAAUGGGCUAAACAGUGGGUUGGCCUUGAGCUUUGGUCUCUACGUGCACACAGUUCAGGGGGGUCAUAGUUCUUCCCCUUGAGCUUUCUUUUUUGGGGCAUUUGUGUUUUCAUGGGGUAGGUGGUGGUAGGUUAGCCAUUGGCACGUGGUGCUGAUUGACAGUGCACCUAGCAGAGAGGCAUAUUCCGAUGAGAACUGUGUUUAUUUUUCUGUACAUAGUUUGAAUCCCUCACAGCUUAGAUAUUUGGCAAAAAAUCAAUCGGGCCUAGUUUCAGAACUGUAUGGUAUGCAUCAGAUGUUAUCUACUGCCUGACUUCAGUGCUUUCCUGAGGGUGUAUUUGUCAAUGGAGUUUGACGUUUUCCAUUUAGCCUGCAUCUAGCAUUAUUGAAACAACAUAUAGGCAGACUCCAACGUGAUCAUGGAAGACAUUCAACAGUUCCAGAAAAUAUCAUGAAAAUAGUAAGUGAUGCACACAGGCACCGAUAGACUAUACAUUACUUGCCGCCUAUAAUUGUAAAGAGAAAAACCCAAACAACCUAGGCAUAAGAAUGCUAAUGGAAUGAUGGCACUUUUGGGCCAGCCUUGUUUGUUUGUCUUCAUCUCCCGGUUGAAUUUCUACUGACCCCCUAUAAGGCGUGAAGGCCCCUGCUCUGUUGCUGUGUCUCUAGAAUUUCUGCCACUUGUUGCUUGUAGGGGAUGGGGAAUAGGUGGGUGGAAAAAUGGGUAUUUAUUGGUUCAAGUAAGUUGACUUUCAGUUUUGCACCUGAAGACAUAUGUAUAAUAUUUUGUGUCUGUGUGUGCGAUUGCUUGUGUGUGUGUGUGUGUGUGUGACUUCUUAGUCCAAAGUUGAGCACUCACCUGUCCUCUCCUGAAAUGUCAAAUGAGAGUGAAGUUUCCUCCCUCCCUCCUUUGUGAAAAUGUUGAACUCAUCGUGUUUUUUGUUUUUUUUCCUUCCUUCUCCCGCUAAGCCAAAACUAAGUUGGGGUGUGGUAAGCCGUAGCAUGCCCUCGAAUGUGAGACCGCAACGAUGCUGGCGCAGUGCCACCCUAGCGCUGGCAGAGAGCGUCUCAUCACACCUAUUUUUCGAGGGCGAGGCCAUCCCCAGUGUAUAGGUGUCAGCUCGGUGAAGCAGACCUGGUUUGGUAGUUUUCAGAGCUGGCUCUCCACCCACACUGUACAGAGAUCUAGCAUGUCUGUCUGAAUCAAUAAAAUCAAUAAAAUGUCCAUUAUUACCAACACA
Molecule: messenger RNA, 3936 nt
Organism: Clupea harengus (Atlantic herring)
Lineage: Eukaryota; Metazoa; Chordata; Actinopteri; Clupeiformes; Clupeidae
Gene: rab6ba
Product: RAB6B, member RAS oncogene family a
Molecular function (GO): GTPase activity; GTP binding
Source: RefSeq, a predicted model, not a curated record